Messenger RNA from Nematolebias whitei (Rio pearlfish), 447 nucleotides. It is a transcript of the gene cga, whose product is annotated as glycoprotein hormones, alpha polypeptide. The transcript has 4 exons. Lineage: Eukaryota; Metazoa; Chordata; Actinopteri; Cyprinodontiformes; Rivulidae. Gene Ontology annotation, biological process: thyroid hormone generation; positive regulation of steroid biosynthetic process. Gene Ontology annotation, molecular function: follicle-stimulating hormone activity. The record is from RefSeq and is a predicted model, not a curated record. Gene Ontology annotation, cellular component: extracellular region; follicle-stimulating hormone complex. The coding region runs from base 16 to 390 and encodes 124 amino acids.
GGACUUUCUCUCAACAUGGUUUCUGCUGCUUCCACCAUGCUGUCCGUAAAACCAACUGGAGCGUCUCUUCUUUUAUUGUAUUUUCUCCUUUACAUAGCUGAAUCGUAUGCCAACGUUGAGUCUUCAAGCGUGAGCUGCGAGGAAUGCAAGCUGAGAUUGAACAAGCAUUUUUCAAGGGACCGGCCCAUUUAUCAGUGUAUGGGCUGCUGCUUUUCCAGAGCGUACCCCACACCCCUCGGGUCCAUGAAGACCAUGAUGGUCCGAAAGAACAUCACCUCAGAGGCAACAUGCUGUGUUGCAAAGCACAGCUAUGAGACAAAUUUUGGCGACAUAAUGCUGAGAAACCACACAGAAUGCCACUGCAGCACCUGCCUUUUCCACAAGAUAUGAAUGACUUGACCGCACCCUGCAUCGCCCCGCUUGGCAGCGCCUCGGGCUUCUUUCAAA